CUUUGAAUAAGUCAAUUUUUUGAGUAGCUUGGUCAGCCUGUUAUUGCAUUAGUUAUUGUAACAGUCUCUUCCACAGCUGAACUCUCUCUCUGUAAGAAAUGGCCGAUUUCAAAGCUACUCUCUCUCUCCUAAUCUUUUUUGCUGUACUCUCCUUCUUCCCACCAACGCUCUCCUCGCUGCCCGCUCCUCGCCUCUCCCGAUCAUCAAAAUAUGCUCCCCGCUAUCUCGGAAAAUUCCCUCGCUCCAACUAUUCGGCUUCUCCCACUUACCGAUAUGAGACUCGCUACUUCGACCAGAAUCUCGACCAUUUCAGCUUCUCGGAGCUACCCAAAUUCCGCCAGCGCUACCUCAUAAACACCGAGCACUGGGCGGGCCCUGACCACCACGGCCCCAUCUUUUUCUACUGCGGUAAUGAAGGCGACAUCGAGUGGUUUGCCGCCAAUACUGGAUUCGUCUGGGAGAUCGCUCCUCGUUUCCGCGCCAUGAUCGUUUUCCCUGAGCAUCGAUACUAUGGAGAGUCGAUGCCGUAUGGCAGUCGGGAAGAGGCGUAUAGGAAUACGACGACAUUAGCCCAUUUAACUGCUGAGCAAGCGCUUGCUGAUUUUUCUGUUCUCAUCACUGAGCUCAAAAGGAAUUUAUCGGCUCAGGCUUGUCCCGUCGUGCUGUUUGGUGGAUCAUAUGGUGGAAUGUUAGCAUCAUGGAUGCGACUCAAGUAUCCCCACAUUGCCAUUGGAGCUCUUGCUUCUUCAGCGCCCAUUCUUCAGUUUGAGGAUCUUGUGCCUCCGGAAACAUUUUAUGAUAUUGUUUCCAAUGAUUUUAAGCGUGAGAGUGUUAGCUGCUUCAAUACUAUAAAGGACUCUUGGGAUGUAAUAGAAUCCGAGGGACAGAAAACGAAUGGGCUUUCAUUCUUGUCUAAGACUUUUCGAUUUUGCAAGGAACUCAAGAGUGCUGGUGCUCUUUCUGACUGGCUAUAUAGUGCUUAUAGUUAUUUGGCAAUGGCAAAUUACCCAUAUCCAGCUGACUUUCUAAUGCCAAUGCCUGGAAACCCAAUAAAAGAGGUAUGUAGAAGAAUUGAUAACUGUCCGGAUGGGACUAGCAUCUUAGAACGAAUAUUUGAAGGAGUAGGUGUUUAUUACAACUAUACUGGAACUGUUGACUGCUUUGAUUUGGAUGAUGAUCCUCAUGGGAUGGAUGGGUGGAAUUGGCAGGCAUGCACUGAGAUGGUCAUGCCAACGGCUACUAGCAGGAACAGCAUGUUUCCAGAAUCCAAUUACAAUUACACUUAUUAUGAAGAGUGGUGUUUGGAGGAUUAUCAUGUCAAACCCAGGCCUACUUGGAUAACUACUGAAUUUGGUGGGCAUGGAUUUAAGCAUGCCUUGGAAACCUUCGGGAGCAACAUCAUAUUCUCAAAUGGGUUAUUGGAUCCCUGGAGUGGUGGCAGUGUUUUGGAAGAUGUUUCUGAAAGUAUUGUAGCUCUUGUUACGGAAGAAGGAGCCCACCACAUAGAUUUGCGUCCAUCAACGGCCGAAGAUCCCGAUUGGCUAGUGGAGCUAAGGGCAGCUGAAAUCAAGCUGGUUCAGGGCUGGUUAGAUGAAUACUUGGAGAGAAAGAGAGCAGUUUUUGACAUGUGAAAAGCUCUUAGUUUUUACCUUUUCUCUCCUAGCAAUCUCUCUACUCAAAAGCAGUUUGUUUUAUUAGCUAAUAUGCUGUCUCUGUAUAAUUUCACUACUUCCACGAGUUGGAAAAUAUUAGUACAUCAACAACCACCAUUUUCUUAAAAUAAAGUACAAUGGUGAUUAUUCCUACUUUUAA
Salvia miltiorrhiza (redroot sage) is the source of this 1812-nucleotide messenger RNA. RefSeq lists its product as uncharacterized. Gene Ontology annotation, molecular function: serine-type exopeptidase activity; dipeptidyl-peptidase activity. Gene Ontology annotation, biological process: proteolysis. Bases 99 to 1631 code for a protein of 510 amino acids. The record is from RefSeq and is a predicted model, not a curated record. The transcript is spliced from 10 exons. NCBI's taxonomy places the organism in Eukaryota, Viridiplantae, Streptophyta, Magnoliopsida, Lamiales, Lamiaceae. Gene Ontology annotation, cellular component: vacuole.